AACAUAACCUUUCUUGUUUGUCAAAAAUGGACGCGUUGUUCGAAAAAAAAUUGAGAGAAGAGUGAUAUUGUAUAGUGCAUCUUAACGAGGAUAAAUAUUCAUAAAAUAGUGAAAAAAUGAUGAACGAAAAAAUGAUGGAUGCGCGAAGACGCGAGAGAGAGUUGAUAGGAUUGCGAGGAGUUCCUGAGGCUUGGAGCAAAUCUCCUAUUCAAAUCGAACAUAGUUCAGACGAAGAGACAGAAGAUUUGAUCAAACAAAAGGAUAACAUUUUACCAAAAGAUCGCAAGAGGAAAAGACACGAUACUAAAAAGAAGAAGAGUAAAAAAUUAAAAAAGGAAAAGAAGGCGAAAAAGGAAAGAAGGAGAGAGAAAAAAGCAAAGAAGGAGGCAAAGAGGGAAAAGAAGAAGAGAAAGAAAGCAAAGAAAGACACAGACAGUAGUAGUUCUGAUGAUAGCAGCAGCAGUGACGAAGAGGUUUGGGUAGAAAAGACUGCAGUUACGGAUAAACCGAGACUUAGGAAAGGUUCGAGUUCAGAUGACAGCGGAGAUGAUGGUACAGUAGGACCCGCUCCGAAACCGCAUGUGACUCUCUCGGCUAAAGACUUCGGCAAGGCUCUACUACCAGGCGAGGGUGCAGCGAUGGCAGCUUAUGUCGCCGAAGGGAAACGUAUACCCAGGAGAGGUGAAAUCGGCCUCACUUCCGAGGAGAUUGCCUCAUACGAAUCCGUUGGUUAUGUAAUGAGCGGCAGCAGGCACCGUCGUAUGGAAGCCGUUCGUAUACGUAAGGAGAACCAAAUCUAUUCCGCCGAUGAAAAGCGUGCCUUGGCAAUGUUCAGUAAAGAGGAACGACAAAAGAGAGAAAAUCUUAUAUUAGGACAAUUUAGAGAGAUGAUUAAUCAGAAGAAAUUGGCGCAGGAGAAGAAUUAGAUAAACUUUCUGUAUAUAGAAUACAAAUUCUCUUGUAUACAUUUUUGCAUAAUGUUAAGCCUUUGUAUAUUAAGUAAAUACAAUAUAUAGAAAAUAAUGUACCGACACAUGUGCACUAAAUACUAUUAAUAACAUUCAGUUUAUUUGAAUCAGA
Camponotus floridanus (Florida carpenter ant) is the source of this 1080-nucleotide messenger RNA. RefSeq names its product NKAP family protein CG6066. The coding region runs from base 117 to 926 and encodes 269 amino acids. Gene Ontology annotation, molecular function: chromatin binding. The transcript has 4 exons. The record is from RefSeq and is a predicted model, not a curated record. Lineage: Eukaryota; Metazoa; Arthropoda; Insecta; Hymenoptera; Formicidae. Gene Ontology annotation, cellular component: nucleus. Gene Ontology annotation, biological process: regulation of gene expression.